ACAUUUGUUUAUGUUUUGGUUUAUAUAGCCAGAGUCAAAGCUGGGGACACGAAAAUAAUGUUUUAAUAAAAGCUGCAACAAAAUUAAAAGUGGCUGAACACGGUACUGUAAAAGACCAAAUAUGCCUCAGUAUUGUGCAGUUCCGAUGUGCACGGAAAAAAAGAGAGGACACAAAUUUCCGAGAGAUGAAGCCGUCGCUAAGCAAUGGCUAGUGGCGAUUCGCAGGGAAACGUAUAUCCCUUCAAAAUAUGCCCGAGUUUGCUAUAAACAUUUCAUGCCCGACGAUUAUGCUGUACACAAAGAGCCCACAACAGAUAAUCCUCCUCCUAAACUGAAACCACAAGCGGUUCCUAGCCAAUUUACAUGGAACCAGAAAUCUGAUGAGAAAAAGGAAAUUAAAAGAAAACGCGCUCUUCAACAUCAAAUCAAUCGUGAAAGUGGAAAAAAUGGUUCGAAUAAAAACUCAUGUGAAGAGCCCUAUAAUUUUGACGACUCAAGUCAGGAACUUGAACUAGUGAUUGAUAUGGAUCCACAAACAAGGGAUAUUGGAGUACAAUGCUCUUUAUGCAAAUGUUAAAAGGAAAGAGUUUGAUGGGUGAAAGAAAAACUCAAGAUGAAUUGCAAGUAUUGCAACCAGACAAAUAAUAUUGUAAUUUCUAAAUCGAGCAGGCGAAAUGGUUACAAUAUAAUAUUUGCCAGAGUUCCUGGAGAAGUAUAGAUCAAACAAGUUUGAAGCAUACCAGUUCAGAGUAUAAGAAAAUUACAUCUUAGUGUGUAUUAUAUGUUUAGGAAAACAUUUUUUUGUAAUGAGUAACAGUUGGAGGAGGUUCAAAAAUAUUCUUCAUGAAUGCCAAUUUUAAAACUAGAUGUAAAUACAACAAUGUACAUAUUAUUCAUAGGUCAUUAAAACUUCUUAUUUAUUUUUUAUAACAUAAGUCUUCACCACACUGUUAGUAUAAACGUCAGUUUAUCAAGAGUCAAUGAAACACCAGGUAAAUCAAGAAUACUUGUUUACUUAGACAAACAACUUAGUCUUAAAAUAGUAAGAACAUUAGCCUAUAUAAUAUUUAGAUGUAUCUAAUAGGAAUUUACUACAAUUAACUUAUUCAACUGAAGUAUUACUGAGAUUACUUGUUUCAGCUAGAUAUAUUUUACUAUAACUUCAAUGUGUGAUUUUAGUAUAUUUGUAACAAUAAAAAUACCAGAUUUCAACAA
This is a messenger RNA of Trichoplusia ni (cabbage looper), 1215 nucleotides long. RefSeq names its product THAP domain-containing protein 1-like. Lineage: Eukaryota; Metazoa; Arthropoda; Insecta; Lepidoptera; Noctuidae. The coding region runs from base 122 to 577 and encodes 151 amino acids. The record is from RefSeq and is a predicted model, not a curated record. The transcript is spliced from 3 exons.